AUGGCGUCUAACUCUGUAAAUUAUCAGAGUUUACAGUGCACCGAUCUGAAGAAUAUAUUGAAAUCGAAAGGUAUUCCGUUUUCUAAUAGAAAUAAGCAAGACUUGGUUGAUUUAUGCGAGGGAGCAGAGGCGUUAAAUUUGCCACAUAUCGGUCAUUAUGAUGGUGAUAUACAGGCCUCCAUUAGCAGACGAACGGUUCGUGGAAAAACAUAUCCACACCCAUAUCAUGAUGGUAGCAUCGCUUGGACUCCGAAUCUUGCCAUUAUUCCCUCUAUAGAUGCCUUUGACGUGUCAUCUUUUCUUCAAAACUACUGUGGGUGGUCUGAAGAACGCUUACGGAACAGGAAAUCCGACAGUGGAUAUAAGCUUCAUUGCUCUGGUCACAUUUAUGAUGUCGUCAUGGCUCUGUUAGGUGAUGAUAUGUGUUUUAUCAAGGGAAAGUGUGUUCCUGAAACACGGCAGUCCAGUGAUCCCUAUAUCCCGUGGAUUCUGGUUGAAAAGUCUGGACACAUAUUUUCAGCAGAAUGCACAUGUGUUGCAGGGGAUGGGUCCUGCAAACAUGUUGUCGCCCUACUAUUUGGCAUUAUUGAUCACGUCACAUCCAUAGAAGACCGAAGUACCAUUGGAGUCACAGAUACUGCAGCAUAUUGGAAUAAACCAAGAAAAGUAUGCAGGCCAGUGGCUGUUCAUGACUUAGAUAUCAGGAUUGACACGAAUGAACCAGAUAGACCACGACCGUCGGAAGAUUCUGGAUAUUUGCCACUUAAGUCAUCAGCAUUGGAUUUAAAGUCUUUGGAGAAGAAUAUUGUUCAAGUUCUCAAAAAGAGCAAUACACUAGCAGUGGCCUUGUAUACAUUGUCAGAUUCUGAUGAUGACAAUGAUGUGUCUAUGGGUAUUGAGGACACACCUAAAAAUAUUAUUGAUUUAAUGUCAAUGCAUGGUCAAGAAAAUUUGAAAGUAGAUGAUUCUUAUGUUAAAAAAGUAAAUGAAUUCACUAAAGGGCAAUCCAUCAACCUUAUGUGGCAGUACCAGAGAAAAGGUAGACUGACUGCUUCAAACUUCUUCAAUGCCUUUCACUACAGAGGUGAUAAAGCGGACAACUACAUUGUAAGAAGUAUUAUGGGUCAGUAUCAUUUCACCUCAAAAUCAGUCGAAUACGGAAAACGAAAUGAAUCUGUCGCUCGAGAGAGAUAUGUUGAUCACAUGACAAGUUGUCACCCUUCAUUCAAGUGUGCAGAGACUGGAAUCUAUGUUUACAAAGAUUUCCCUUUCUUCGCUGCAUCCCCUGAUGGCAUUUCUGAAUGCAAGUGUUGUGGAAAAGGACUUGUUGAAAUUAAGUGUCCUUACAGUUCAAGAAAUGAAACAUCUCAGGUUGCUAUGUCAAAAAAUUCAUCAUGUGCAAUUGUCAAUGGAAAUUAUGAAUUGAAAAAGAGUCUGUCCUCCCCAUUUUAUGUCCAAAUGCUUGGUCAAAUGGCAGUAUGCAAGUUUUCACAUUGUGAUUUUGUUUUGUUUACUCAAAAAGAUAUCUAUGUAGAGAGAAUUCAUUUCUCAAAAGCAGAUUGGGAAUUGUUAUCUGAAAAGCUUAAAAGUUUUUAUAUGCAGUACGUUUUGCCAAACUUAGUUUGA
This is a messenger RNA of Saccostrea echinata, 1626 nucleotides long. RefSeq lists its product as uncharacterized. The transcript has 4 exons. The coding region runs from base 1 to 1626 and encodes 541 amino acids. The record is from RefSeq and is a predicted model, not a curated record. NCBI's taxonomy places the organism in Eukaryota, Metazoa, Mollusca, Bivalvia, Ostreida, Ostreidae. Gene Ontology annotation, molecular function: zinc ion binding.